GGGGCGGGCCGGGCCUGGGCCUGCUCUCGCGCCCGCUCCCCAGCGCGGGCGCUGCCGGGCGGGCGGCGGGGCGGAACAUGCUUCGGGAGGACGCACACGGUAAAUGGACAGUGUCCAGCAGUGAUGAAAGUGCCGAGGAAAAUUCGGACAGUGAAAAACCAUGUACAUCUUCACUAUCGGAUGCUGCGUGUGGUAGUACUAGUGGACCACAAUAUCCAUGCUCUGAAGCUAGGAAAGCUGCUCACAAGAGAAAAGCUUCCCCCGUGAAGUUCACUGAUACGAGUCUUUCUGCAGAAGCACCUCCAGCAGUAAAACAGAGACCAAGUCAAGAAGGUUCAGGUUGGUGUCUUUCUAGUAGUGAUGAAGAGCCUGAAGACGAGCAAAAGCAUGCCCACAAAGAAACAGUGAAAGAAGAAAAACACGAUGUGUCCGAAGAGCAUCCUUUGAAUCUUUGCAAAGAUGACAAACUCUCAGAGAAUCUGAAAGAGGAGGAGUAUGAUGUAACACCCAGUGAAGCCCAGGAUACCUGGGAUUUGGUGACUGGAGGCAAUCCUUUCAGGUUUUUUCUCACUAAAGUCAGAGGAAUUGAACGGAACUAUAAUUCUGGAGCCCUGCACAUAAAAGAUAUUUUGUCUCCUCUUUUUGGAACUCUCAUAUCUUCUGCCCAGUUUAACUACUGUAUAGAUGUGGGAUGGCUUGUAAGACAGUACCCGCAGGAAUUCAGGAAGAAGCCAUUGCUGAUAGUUCAUGGUGAGAGGAGAGAAUCCAAAGCUGAACUAAUUGCACAAGCACGGCCUUAUGAGAAUAUUAGCUUUUGUCAGGCUAAACUGGAUAUUGCAUUUGGAACUCACCAUACGAAAAUGAUGUUGUUGCUGUAUGAAGAAGGUCUUCGAGUUGUGAUACAUACAUCCAAUCUUAUUGCUGAUGAUUGGCACCAGAAAACUCAGGGAAUAUGGUUAAGCCCUUUAUAUCCAAGGCUACCUGAGGGAGCAUCUGGUGGUGAAUCUGCAACUAAUUUUAAAUCUGACCUAAUAAGUUACUUGGCAGCUUACAAUUCUCCUGCACUCAAGGAAUGGAUAGAUCUGAUUCAAGAACAUGAUUUAUCAGAAACAAGAGUGUUUCUGCUUGGUUCUACCCCUGGACGAUAUCAAGGCAGUGAUAAAGAAAAGUGGGGCCAUCUUAGGCUCAGAAAGCUUCUGAAGGAGCAUGCUGUGCCAAUAGCAGAGUCCUGGCCUCUUGUUGGGCAGUUCUCAAGCAUUGGUUCGGUGGGAGCUGAUGGGUCCAAGUGGCUUUGCUCAGAGUUCCAGGACAGCCUGGUGGCUGCAGGCAGCAGUGUGACAGCUUUCCGGAAAUGUGAUGUCCCAAUUCAUCUGGUUUAUCCCACUGUGAACAAUGUGAGGCAAAGUCUAGAAGGCUAUCCUGCUGGUGGCUCACUUCCGUACAGUAUACAGACAGCACAGAAACAGCUGUGGUUGCAUUCCUAUUUUCACAAAUGGUCAGCGGAAGUCACGGGUCGAACUCAUGCCAUGCCUCACAUUAAGACUUACAUGAGACUCUCUCCUGACUUCCAGAAGAUUGCUUGGUUCUUGGUAACAAGUGCCAAUCUAUCUAAAGCAGCCUGGGGAGCUCUGGAGAAAAAUGGCAGCCAGCUGAUGAUCCGUUCCUACGAACUUGGAGUUCUUUUCCUGCCUUCAGCAUUUGGAUUGGACAAAGGUUACUUUCAUGUAGGAAAGGAAAAGCUUCCAGAAAGGAAAGAUUCAGCAACACAUUUUCCUGUACCUUAUGACCUCCCACCAGAAAAGUAUGGAAGCAAAGAUCAACCGUGGAUUUGGAAUAUUCCUUACACUGAUGCCCCUGAUACACAUGGAAAUAUGUGGGUUCCAUCAUAAGUGUUUGCAGUACUCUGUGAUGUUCCACUUGCUGACGCUGAGCCUGACUUGCAAAAACUGCUUGUUUCUGUCCUGUAAGCUAUAAUGUCUGCUCUAAUGGCUUAUUUGUAGUUGAAACAUUAAAAUGUUAAUAAGGGAGAGAUUCUUGGAGAAUCUGUAACCACAUUAUUACAAGUGAACCUGCUUUUUUGAAUACCUUUUUAUAUGCUUUUUCUUUACUGUGGUUCCUAAUAUGGUUUUCAAGACAAGAACUGUUCUCAGAGAGUCUCUCUGCAUUUAUAGCUGUAAUUAAUUUUUAAAUUACUGCUCUGUGAGACUGUCAGUUGAUCCCAGUAGCUGGAAUAAAAAUUAUAUGUAAAAUUCAAAUUAAAAUAAAGGCAAUCUUGUUAAUAUAUCCUUUGUUCUGUCUUCUAAAUGUGUACAUUUCAGAUUGGGUUGGAACUUGUAUCUUGCAAGUGUACUCCCAGGUAUUUGAUAAAAUUGACAGCAUCCCAUUAAUAGAACACAUUGCUUGUAUCAAAAUUAGUGUGGCCAGCAGGACCAGGGCAGUGAUUGUCCCCCCCAUGCUCAGCACUUUUGAGGCCACACCUCGAGUGCCGUGUCCAGUUUUGGGCCCCUCAUGACAAGAAAUUGAGGGGCUGGAACAUGUCCAGAGAAGGGCAAUGGAGCUGGUUGGAAAGUCUGGAGCACAAGUCUUCCAAGGAAUAACUGGAGGAGCUAGGAAUGUUUAGCAUGGAGAAAUGGAGUCUCAGUAGAGAUGUUACUGCUCUCUACAAUUACCUGCAAGGAGGUUGUGGCCAGGUAGCAAUCAGCCUCUUCUCCCAGGUAACAAGUGAGGGGACAAGAGGAGUCUGAAGUUUCACCAGGUAAAGCUUAAAUUGGAUAUUAGGGGAAAAUCCUUCACUGAGGGUUGUCAGACAUUGUUCAAAUUAGUUUGUUAGUGUCAAGGUUAUGAUGUUCCUGAAGAAUUUUUGUUCAGUAUCAAAAGUAAUGGAGGGCUGGUUUAUUUGCUUUUCUGUCAGGAUAUUUCAUUAGGCAUAAAGUUGGCUCAGGAGUACAUUGCAGCCAUUCCAGAGCUUCACCAAAGAAAAUCAGUGAGUUUUGGUUAAGUGUACCAGCUAAGCAUCUCUAAAGGAGACCUCUAAUUAAAAAGUACUGACACUGUCAAUGAGAGUAACUAAACGUCUGCAUGAGUCUUCCAAGUAAUUUGAUGAUGCAUUAAUAAUAGUAAUAAUAAUUCUGCUCUGACCAGACACUUAUUAGUAAUCAUUAUUGGGGUACUCAGUGACUGUUAGCUUUCUUAAUUACAGGGCUGCCAGUCAAUAUUAUCAACAGAAUUGGUAAAUAUAUUGAUUUUUCUUUCCUAUUAUUUUACAAUUAUGCUAAGCCUUACCACGACCAAUGUGUUGUCCCCAAAUGCCUGCACACAGGCACGAGGGAGCUGUGUGCUCGUGCUGCUGAGGGGUAGGGAAAGCAGCAUGUUUCCUGAUAGUGAUGCCAAGUGACUGUUCUGAGGGUAAUGGCAUUGCAUUCAGGGCUCAGGCUUGCAAGAUAUUCACUUUGAUUAGGGGUUAAUUAAAUGUCAGCAACAUGUUUAACUACUUACUUUUUUUGUUUUUUACCUGAAACUAAAAGUUACUUUUUAUUUUUCUUAUGCCAGUGAACACACUGCAUUUCUGUAUUCCACCUUGCUUAAAUGUUAUGGAUGGCUGACUGAUUGCACUGUUCCUGCUGUCCACACACUCCAAUUUUUCCAGCUAUUUAUCCAAGAGCA
Molecule: messenger RNA, 3663 nt
Organism: Zonotrichia leucophrys gambelii
Lineage: Eukaryota; Metazoa; Chordata; Aves; Passeriformes; Passerellidae
Gene: TDP1
Product: tyrosyl-DNA phosphodiesterase 1
Exons: 16
Coding region: 78-1889 (603 amino acids)
Biological process (GO): DNA repair
Cellular component (GO): nucleus
Molecular function (GO): 3'-tyrosyl-DNA phosphodiesterase activity; double-stranded DNA binding; single-stranded DNA binding
Source: RefSeq, a predicted model, not a curated record